UGAAGAAAACGAUAAAAGAAAAGAAGAGAAAAUAAUGAAGAUAGAAAAAAAAUUACGAAAAUACAAAAAUAAACAAAUUAAAUAAUGUUUUAUUAGUAUUGUAAAUAUUUUGAAUAAUUAAACAAACGGACAGAAACAUGAGAUCAUGCAUGACCUGGGGGCCCUUCGAGAGAUGCAAUAAUAAUGAAGAACGAAAUAUGAGACAAAGAAAGAUGAAGAAAAAAAUCCUAUGCAGGUAAUCAAUAAAUACAUAAUUUAGGAAUUAUUGCCAUAAUGAAACAAAAAAGUAGUGGAAAAGUAAUGACGGUUUUUUUAUCAGCGGGUCCCCAAGCUCUUUUUUGUGUUUUCGUUGAGCACCACAUAAUAACACAGCUUUACCUAUCUAUUAUUAUUAAAUAUACAAUUAAUUAUCUAUACCUUCGAUUAACAAUUAUUUCUUUAUUAUUCAGCAUAUAAUAAUAUUAUAUGAUUAUCUCUAUUAUAAGUUGAGUUUUCACACAUGAAAUACAUUUAAAAGAAAACCAAAAAAACGAAAAAAAAAAUACAAAAACAAAAAAGAAAACGAAAACGAAAAAGCAAAAAAAAACGAAAGACAUUGUCCAACCCAAGUGUCAUUACUUUUGAUGUUAAAUAAAAAAUACAUAAUUAAUAGAGAUGUUUUUUAUCUUUGGAUUGAAUCAAGUAUCAUACAUCGAUAUUCCUGUGAUAAUCGGGUAAAGGAUAAAAGCAAAGGAAUCAGGAUUUAUGAUAAUAUGGUAUAAUAGCAUUCUUUGAAUUGCCCGGCAAUCGGCGCGACAAACAAAUGCGGUGCGAAUUUGAUCGUUCUACGAGCCUGCGCCGCACCGCAAUUCAAAUUUGAAAGUGCGUGAUUUUAUAAAUACAUGUAUGCAUAUGCAAUAACUGAGCGAGAUAAAGAAGAAACUGCAUCAGUAACAACGUUUGAAUAGAUAUCUGAAAUUUAAAAAUAAUUUCAUUCAGUUAAGAGGAUCCUGAAGUGCUGUCAUGUCUGUGUGAAGAUUGAAGAAGCCGGUUGACAGAAGAUCAGGAUGUUAUUUGACAACUCGGACUCAAUGGAUAAACAUAAACCCACGUGGAAAUAUAUGUGGUUGUGUAGAGCUGUUAAUGGGACAGUAAUGAAGCAAAUCAACAUAGAUCUGUGGAUCUUACUCUAUUCUAGACGAGUUACAAGAUAUGUCUUCAGUUUUCUCAGUUCGCUGAUGAGAAUCAUUUUUGUCAUGGCAUUCGGAGCAGGUCUACUAGGUGCUUACGCUUUGGCGCAAGUUAAAAUCGACGUGCCGACCUGCACCAGGAUGAACCCAUUGCAAAAUGAUAUUCUAAGCACAGCUGCGUCUGUAGAUUCCUCGCUUCUACAUCAAGAAAUGGCUUAUUUGAAAAGCCAAGCAUUCAGCCUAGAAAUGAGCCUUAAAGAAAUGAAAAAUGAGUAUAAAGAUCUUUCCGACAUCGCUUUUAAAAAUCGGAGAGCAUUUAAUUCGGACGAAGGUCUGGCAGACUUUGCGUCAGAAGCGGCUGGAGGCCUGGUACUGGAUACUCCGGACACAGAAUCAUACUACGAAUCCAGUCAUCAACAGACAACCUUUUUUGGUCUCCCAAUUUGGAAAGCGACCUAUUUCACGCCACGCAAAGUUAUACAGCCUUGGACUCAGGCAGGGGAAUGUUGGGCCUAUAAAGGGGCCAGGGGUAAGAUUAUCCUGCAAUUAGCUUAUGCCGCUUAUGUCGACCAAGUUACACUAGAACACAUACCGGUAUCAGCGUCUUUAACUGGAUCGAUCAAUUCCGCACCUCGUGACUUUUCAAUCAACGGAUUCGUAGAAAGCAAAUACGUGAUAAUGGGUAGUUUUACCUAUAAUAUUGAUGGCCCUUCGACACAGACGUUUGUUUUGAAGAAUGAGGAUAUGAAACUUCACCCGGUCAAGAAUAUGCUUAUUGAGAUAAACUCAAACUGGGGUCAUCCAGAGUACACCUGCAUAUACAGGCUCAGAGUUCAUGGAAAAAUAGCCCAAGUAGGAAACCAAGCAAAGACUACACUUUAUAUCGAGGAUUCAAAAUCAUCCUAAUAUUAUAUUGGUAAAAAAGCGUAUCUAUGAAUAAGUUUUCUCAACUCUAAGGAUAGAAUAUAAUAAAGACAUUGAAUAAAGGUUUGGUUUAUUCAUCAUUUUUGUGUUGUUUUACAAAGUCUUAUCAACUUGAUGACAAUGUGGUAGCUUCGUGAGUACGGUGUUACCAUUGAUCGGUUGACGCUCCACCCCAGCUCUGCUUUGGAGCAGGAGCUGCAGCAGCAGCAGGUGUUGUUGCAGACCAGUCAUCUUGG
Messenger RNA from Athalia rosae (coleseed sawfly), 2329 nucleotides. RefSeq names its product SUN domain-containing protein 3-like. Gene Ontology annotation, cellular component: nuclear envelope. Gene Ontology annotation, molecular function: protein-membrane adaptor activity. Gene Ontology annotation, biological process: nuclear envelope organization. Lineage: Eukaryota; Metazoa; Arthropoda; Insecta; Hymenoptera; Athaliidae. The transcript is spliced from 8 exons. Bases 1047 to 2075 code for a protein of 342 amino acids. The record is from RefSeq and is a predicted model, not a curated record.